UGUCCAUUGCAUAUACACUACAUCGCUCUCAAAACACUCGACUUACGCUACUUCAAAUUAAGGCCCUUUAUAUUUUGUAGUAAUGGAUAACCAAAAUAGUCUGUUGACGAAUGGUGGCCAAGUUGGCUUAUACACCCAGGCCAAGAUCCUGCGCUCUGAUUUUCCCAAGGAUUUUAUCUUUGGUUCUGCAACAUCUGCUUAUCAGGUUGAAGGGGCUUGGGCCACGGGCGGUAAAGGCCAGAGCAACUGGGAUGCCUUCACACUGAGAACACCUGGUAAAAUUGAAGGUGGAACGAAUGGUUGUGUUGCUAUUGAUCAAUAUAAUUUGUGGAAGGAAGAUGUGGCUUUGUUAAAAAAAUUGGGCGUUGACUCUUAUAGAUUUUCAAUUGCAUGGACAAGGGUAUUACCAGGAGGAAGAUUAUCAUCUGGCAAAAGCAAAGAAGGAAUAAAGUAUUAUAAUGAUCUUAUAGACUUGCUCCUUGUCGAAGGUAUUGAACCGUGUGCAACUAUCUUCCAUUGGGACGUUCCCCAAUCUUUAGAAGAUGAGUAUGGUGGCUUCUUAAGCCCUCGAAUUGUGAAAGAUUAUUGUGAGUUUGCUGAGCUUUGCUUUUGGGAAUUCGGUGAUCGGGUGAAAUAUUGGAUUACACUAAACGAACCGUGGUCCUUUGCUAUUCAAGGAUAUGCAUUGGGUACUUUUCCACCCGGUCGUGGUCCAACUUCAACAGAGCCCGUAAAGGCUAUCCCUCGUCAUAGGUGUAAUCUUGAUGCUUUAACUAGUUGCUCCAAUGGAAAUCCGGGAACAGAACCAUAUAUUGUGGGACACCAUUUGAUCCUUUCUCAUGCAGCGGCAGUUGAUAUUUACAAGCAAAGAUAUCAGGCACAUCAAGGAGGCAAGAUAGGAGUAACAAAUGUUGCUCAGUGGUAUGAGCCACUCACUGACACUAUAGCCGAUAAAGAGGCUGCUUCGAGGGGCCUGGAUUUUAUGUUGGGCUGGUUUGUAGCACCAGUAGUAACUGGUGACUACCCACCAGUUAUGAGAAAAUUAGUUGGAGACCGUCUUCCCCAAUUUACACAAGAACAAGCAAAGUUGGUGAAAGGGUCUUACGAUUUUCUAGGCAUAAAUUAUUACACUAGUACUUAUGCUAGCAAUUCACCUAGCGGAACUAGUACAUCACCUAGUUAUUCAAAUGAUCAGGAUGUUGCAGUAUCAAGUGAACGUGACGGGAUACCUAUUGGUCCUAAGGGCGGUUCUAAUUGGUUGUACAUUGUUCCUUAUGGGAUUUACAAGCUAUUGGUUCAUUUAAAGGAAACAUAUAAUAAUCCUACCAUUUACAUUACUGAGAACGGGGUAGAUGAAGUGAACAAUACGGCCCUAACAUUUUCAGAAACUCGAUUCGAUGAGACGAGGAUUAAAUAUCACCAAGACCAUCUCUUUUACAUUAAGAAAGCGAUGGAUGAAGGCGUAGAUGUGAAGGCUUACUACAUAUGGUCAAUGUUUGACAACUUUGAAUGGGGCGCAGGAUACAGUGUUAGAUUUGGCCUUUUUUACGUAGAUUUCGCGAAUGGCCGUUUCACAAGAUUUCCAAAAGCUUCAGCUGUAUGGUUGAUGAAUUUUAUGAACAAAAAGCAAAAUACAUUAAAGCGGGAAGCUCAAGACAAUGAAGAAGGGUAUAGCUCAGUGAAAAGGCUAAGAAGCACCUAAACGUAAAAUUAAUCUAGUCAUAGUCCAUCGUGAAUUUGUCUGGUCCUGUUUCAUUUGAAUGCUCCAUGCAUGCGUUUUUCUUCAUUUAUUCCUCUUGUUGAGGCAUUUGUGUUGCAACUAUCAAUUUUUUAUAUUUAAUAAAUGGAAUUCUAUUGUCUUUUUCAA
Molecule: messenger RNA, 1867 nt
Organism: Olea europaea var. sylvestris
Lineage: Eukaryota; Viridiplantae; Streptophyta; Magnoliopsida; Lamiales; Oleaceae
Product: beta-glucosidase-like
Exons: 13
Coding region: 83-1702 (539 amino acids)
Biological process (GO): carbohydrate metabolic process
Molecular function (GO): beta-glucosidase activity
Source: RefSeq, a predicted model, not a curated record